Haplochromis burtoni (Burton's mouthbrooder) is the source of this 5305-nucleotide messenger RNA. RefSeq lists its product as uncharacterized. Gene Ontology annotation, molecular function: sequence-specific DNA binding. The record is from RefSeq and is a predicted model, not a curated record. Lineage: Eukaryota; Metazoa; Chordata; Actinopteri; Cichliformes; Cichlidae. The transcript is spliced from 8 exons. The coding region runs from base 1375 to 2607 and encodes 410 amino acids.
AAUGCAUCCAGUACUGCUGUGACUGCAAACAAGGACAGGUUACAUCAUUUACAGUAUCAUACAUAUUAUUUUGAUCUUGUGACACUCUUGGAAAAUGUUGGUUGUAUUAAAACUUAAGUUUCCAGAUGGGACUCCAUUUACAACUUGGGAAAAUAAUUUUGUUAAAUGUGUGCAGAGUUCGUUCAUCUCCAAUUUGCUUACAUUUUAUGUUUCAAAGUGUGGACAUGUAUAUGAUUGCUAAUAGAUUUUAGUUUCAUUUAUCACAUAAUUUAUUUUUUUGCACACUGAAAAGACCGUGCACCAGUGCUUCAGAUUAUCACAAAGACUUAAAAGCCUGAAUUUCACUGUUCUUUUUUUUUUUUUUUAUCAAAAUGAAUUGGGAUCUCAGACACAUGCAUUAAAAAGAUAUUGAACAUUUCACAGUUGAAUAGGUUAAGCUGUCCUGCAAAUUACUGUAUUUGAGAACACAAGAACUUCACAUUGAAUUUGUGUUCAAAGCAUACAGAAUACUUUGCACCUAGAAAUUCUUAGUCACCAACGGACUCCAUAUAAUUAAAUAUAUACUAUCAUUUUAUGUCUUAUUAGGAUUAUACAUUAUAUUUUGCAUUUAUGUUUGCUAUACUUGCACGUUUUAGUAAAUCACUGCACCUAUUUCUAAAGAAAUGAAGGGUCAGUCAGACUCUUGCACCAUGCUGAACAGGUGAAUGUGUUAUAAAGCAGCAGUCUUCUUGGAACAGCAGGACACUUAUUUUUCCGACACGACGUGAAGGCGCUAUAACUGCCCGGAUGCGUUACCAAGAUGGCGGCUUAGUGGACUUCAGUUUUUGCAAAAUCAAAUGUAAUUGUUGUAUGAGCAUUAGUUAGUACAACGUGGAUACAAUAACAAGUUAGCAUGCCACGUUUGUGUGCUUUCUGCGGCUGUAAUAAUCGAGUGGGCUGUGGGCUUUCGUUUUUCGCAUUCCCAAAGGACAGUACAAGGUAACUUAGUCACAAAAUCACAAUGUUUUAAAUGACGUGUUUUCGUCAACAGACCAGUCAUUAAAGACUUACAUCAGCGGAGAUACGCAAGGUUUCUUACUCUGUGGUAUUUAAUCACAUCAGCUCAGUCCCGUUAGGUGAUUCAUCCUUAUAGCAACCUCGCCACUCGGCAGCCAUCUUGGUAACGUCUGCAGGUACUUACGUAGCAUUUUGAUUUAGCUUUCGUUUAUAAUGUUCACGGAGGGCGAAAAACUCCACGCACAGUCACCAGUCAAGGGUUAUAAAAGCGCUUUACCUGGUUACUGACCUUUAAAAAAAGAGACAUCCAAAUUAGUUUUUCUUUAGCAAAGGUGCCUCGAGGCGUUACCAAGGAGGCGGAAAUGGCUUCUUAAUUUGAUGAGGGCAGACUUAUCCCCCGACAUGACGAGAGAAGAGUCCGACAGAGCUGGGUAUGUGGUCUGCGAACAACAUUUCAGGCCAAAGGACAUAAACUCAAAGGGUAGAAGAAAACGUCUGGCUCCUGAAGCCGUCCCCAUCCUUCUGCACACUAUAAAGGAGGAACAGAGAGAUUUGGAGAUGCCUUCUACUGAUGUUCAUGCUCCAGUGCCUCUGCAAGACACACCCCCAUAUGAACAGGUCGUGGCAAUGUUUAACAAGCUGCUGGCAGAGAAGGAUGAGAAAAUCAAGGAUCUGAAAAGCAUUCUGCAGAGAGAGAGGGCCAGAAUGCGGCUGAUGAAGUUCCGCAUGAACAGCAAAAUCAGAGAACUGAAAAGAAAACUCGAACAGCAGCAGAACAGUAGCAGUGACCAAGGCGAUCAGCUGACUGCUGCCUCCGACUGCCUUCCACAGGCAGCAAAGGAGUUUUUUGACAAGCAAAUAGCCAUGGCCAAGGUGAGGAAACACGGCCAGAGAUAUGACAAGAAACAAAAGGACAUGGCAAUCCAGCUGUACAAACAGAGCCCAAGCUGUUACUCUGAACUCCAAAAAAUGUUUCAGUUACCGUCUUCAACCACUCUGAGGAGGCACCAGGUGGUCAGUCAGGAAGCGAGUCCAAGUGAAGAGGAGGAUCGGGAGCCUUUGGGAUGGCCUGCCAGUCAGAAGGACACACCGGGUGACCCAGAGAGAGGUGAGGAGGAGAAACUUGCUGAUGUAGCUGGAUGGGUGGUGCAGAAAGUGGCUCAAGAUCCAGAAGUCAGUGCUUGUACCGAAUGUGAAAGUUUGCUUGUGGAGACCAAUGACACUGAGCACAACUAUCACACACGGAUGGAGAAGGAUGCCGUCUCAGCUGUGAAGAAAAGCCCAACCUCUGCCCGGCUGCUUCAUCCAUCCGAAGCUUUCAAAGAAUGCAUUUCGAAAUGUGACAGUGUCAUCCAAAAAAUCCCCCCAAAUGCAAUGGCCCCGAAGAAAUUAAAGGCCUACCUCAGAGCCAGCGGUGCUUUCAGUGAGCUCCACCGCAUCCAUCCUGCCCACUCAAAGGCCAUCGAGAGGGUCGCCGUGAAUAAAUAUGUGAUGUGCAGGGUGGUGGCCGAGCUGAAGGAAACAGCACAAAACAGAAAACGCACACAUGAGAAAAAAAGUGCUGCGUGUCAAGAGCUAAAUGUUAGCACCCUUGAAGUAAAUCAGGACUAAAUAAAUAUAAAAUGUUGUUAAUUUGAUAAUAAAUUAUUUUAGGCCAUUCUAACUUGUCUGUGUUGUUUCAAGCUUUCCUGCAUUUGACCUAGACGGAUUUAGUUUUUCAAUUUCAGUUCAAUUUUACAUAGUGCCGUGCCUAAAGGCACUUAUUGUAAGGUAAAGAUGCUGCAAUAAUACAAAGAAACCCCCAACAAUCAGCUGUUUCAGUCUCCAUCGCUGUAUUUUAGCUGUCCGGUGCGUGUACGUGGGUGUGCGAAGAAACUCUAGCCAGAGAAAACAUGAUAUAAAUGAUUCAAAUCAGUGGAACUUUUGGUUGCUUCCUUAUUCUCCUUAUUUUAACACACAGAUCCAUGUAUAAUUUGACACCGAUUUUCCAUUGGAUGCUAUUCCUGACACAAGCUUCCCAUAAACCCAAGCUUGGGCCUGGCACUGGGUCUAGCUUGUGACCCCUGAGGUUCAGUUUGUGUCUCCUGUUCUUGCACUGGGGUUCUCUUGGCUGUAAUGUGAAUGUGGCAACUACCAAACUAGAUAACAUCCAACAUUUUAGUGCUACAUUGAAUCUGCUGGAGUGAACCAAACGUAAAGGGAUCAACUGUAGACUUGGGAAAAGGAAGCUUUAACUGAUCUGCUGCUUACAACUGCUGAAUUGUGACUGUAAAUGAAUGAUGGACACAGCCACGUCAACCACUGGUUUUGGCUGCAGCCUGUACUAAAAGCACAAUUUCAUCUUAUCCAGGUAACUUUGGGGUUAAAACUGGAUUUUCUGUACUACAAAGGUGGUUCUCUUCUUACUGGAGCAUACCAACAUCUGGUCCUAGGUAUGACAUGACUUGACUUUUUUCCCUUUUCACUGCAAACAGUUUUGUUGUUCUAUAAGCAUUAACAUAUAAACCAGCGCACCUGUUUGUACUGUACAGGUAGACUAUGCCUGCAUUUGAACUCUGGUUUUGUUUUCGUGCUUUACUUGCUCUCAGACUAUGAAACAUUGGGGCUGCAGCUUUCCAAGAAUGAAAACUGAGGCGACUGCUGUUAUGAUUUGGUGCUGCAUAAAUAAAAUGGAACUCAAUUAAAACAGUCUAAUGCAAAUAUAAACAUUAAAUUAAUGGACUAGUCGAUGAGAACAGAUCAGCGCGGUCGGUUUUUAUUCCUACCUUUAACUUGAUGACUCUUCUCAGUCUCACAUCACUACUUUAUCUGCAGCAGCUGGAUUACUUUCAUUCUCCUUUCACGUGAACAAGCUUGUACCUAGAUCAGGAAACGCUGGGUUGGUGAGUUGGAUCAUGUGAUUCUUAUCCUGACUGCUGAUGUUAGCGUGAAGCCAGUAAAUGGAAAGAUUCCCCGGGCACGUUAAGCUUUGUAUUCAGCCCAAGGCUGCAAAACAAGCUCAGAUCACCACACGUCCAACCACCGUUACAGGUUACAGUAAGUUUGACCUCACCUGUCCAAAGCACAUUGCUACAGAAGUCUUGUGGUUUAUUCACAUGCAGACUUGAGCAGACAGGGAUUGAACCACCAGCCUUCCAGUUAGCAGGUAACCUUUUCUACCACCUGAGCUACAGCAGUAGUCUGUCUCGCUGUGUUAGCCCUGCAGACUGGUGACCUGUCCAAGGUGUACCCCACCUCUCACCCAGACUUACACAGCAGUCUUAAAUGAAAGAAACAGAUGACUCACAGGUGUGCGAGGCAGGCCAGGUAAGGAUGCUCCACCCAGAGGCUGAGACCGACUGCAGCCUGGCUAACGAAUCCACCUGAAAGAGAGAGAACAGGAGAAACAAACAGCCCAGCCAGCUUGCACCCACCUCAUUUAAUGGAUGCCCCCAGUUGGCCUACCAGGUGUAUCUGGAUGCUGCUCUACGAGGAGGGAGGGGUCGAGGAUGAAGGAACAGGGAAUCCAGGAGCACCCCCCUCCAGCAGCUGGAGGCCUCGGCCCAGUGACACACAUCCAAAAAAAUCUUUGGUCUGUGUUUAUUCUCAUGGAAACAGAGUAAAAGAAUUCCUGUUUAACUGAACAAUGUACUAAAUAAAUACUGGAAUUUAGAAACUUUGAUGUGGAAUUGGAUUAAUAUAUUUUAAAGUUUAAUCACUCAAUACUUUAGAAGAUUAAUAUUGUACUCUGUUUGUGGCUCCAUAAUGUAGUGGUUCAAGCGUUCACUUGGCAAGCAAAAGGUCACUGGUUUGAUUCCAGCUGGAGACACAAAUCCAUUGGUGGCUGUUGUAAGGACAGGACACAUCACAUUUGGAGCUUCCUGCUGUGGUGACACGUGACAAAGGAGCAGCUGAGUUCAGUUUAAUGGAGUUAGUAUGCAAAUCAUCUCCUGGGAGGGUCCCUGUGCAUCUGUGAUGCAGAAACAUCAUCCAACUUAUUCUUCAUAACUACUUUUACCUCACUGCUCUCCAGCUACGUCUUCAUCCAUACUAAGGUUGCUAAGCACUCGCUGUUACUGUGCUUAAGUAGGAAUUUUUACACAAUUUUUCUGAUUUUCUCUGGACCACCCUAUUCAAUGAAAAAAAGGAAACGCUCUGGUGUAAUCGUCUGAUUAUUCUGGCGAUGCACACGAUUCUCAGCCAACAUACCAAAAACAAAGAGACCGUAACUGUGGAACGUACAAAGCAGGACAACAAAACGCAGUUAUAUGAGCAUUCAGCGUCUGCGUAAUAAAGAAAAGAUGCUUCCUGUUAUUCCAGAUGACGGGAU